This is a messenger RNA of Tetrapisispora phaffii CBS 4417, 1791 nucleotides long. It is a transcript of the gene AVT3, whose product is annotated as Avt3p. Gene Ontology annotation, biological process: amino acid transmembrane transport. The transcript has a single exon. The record is from RefSeq and is a predicted model, not a curated record. Lineage: Eukaryota; Fungi; Ascomycota; Saccharomycetes; Saccharomycetales; Saccharomycetaceae. Bases 1 to 1791 code for a protein of 596 amino acids. Gene Ontology annotation, molecular function: amino acid transmembrane transporter activity.
AUGUCUGAAAAUAAGACAGUUGAUAAAUCACAACUGUUGAUCAAUAAUCCUAAUAGUUCAAGCAGGACCCCAAAUGCCCCAUUAAAUAAUGAUUAUGGAACCAUUAAUGAUACUGGCAACCCUUUAUUAAAUGACCAAAUGGUAUCUCUUCCCAAAAAUGAUAUUACACACACACCCGUUUCAAGACAAAGAUCUAUGAGUUUUUCGCAGGUCUCAGUGCAAUCAUCGUCAAAUAAUGUCUUGGAAGAUGCAGGAUUACCUAUGUCCCAUAGAGACAUCACAGCACCUGGUGGGUUUAGAAGAUCAUUCAUAAUGAGAAAGCAUAUUUUAGAAAAUAAAAAAAUUCCAUAUUUACCAAAUUUUAUGUUGACCAAUUUUAAUGACUUUUUAUAUCUAUAUGGACACUAUGCAGGAGAAGAUCUGUCAGAAAGUGAUGAAGAUGAAGAAGCUAUUGAAGAUGAGGAAGACUACCAAGAUUUUGCCCGAAGACCACUACUAAAUAAUGUAAGCCCCUCGAAUAAUCCUCUUGCAACAGGAGUUUCACCAACAGAAAUUCCUCAUAGAAUUGCAAAGCGUAAAGGCGAUAAUAAUAAAAAAGCAUCUACUUUCAAAGCAAUCCUAUUACUAUUGAAAUCCUUUGUUGGAACUGGUAUUUUAUUUUUACCAAAAGGUUUUAGUAAUGGUGGCUACACAUUUAGUACAAUAUCGCUACUAGUUUGUUCACUCUUAUCGUAUUAUUGUUUUAUAUUAUUAAUCAGUACUAAAGAUCAGAUGAAAGGCAUUAAUGGUUAUGGUGAUUUGGGUAACCAUUUAUAUGGUAAAAAUAUGAAAUUAGCUAUAUUAUUGUCAAUUGUCCUUUCACAAAUAGGUUUUUCAGCAGCUUAUACGGUUUUCGUUGCGACUAACCUAAAGACACUAUGCCAGAAUUUAUUUUCAAAUAAUCAACAUUUUUCGAUUGUUUUGUUUAUUAUCUUCCAAACUCUUUUAUUUAUCCCACUAUCGUUUACCAGAAAUAUCACAAAGCUAACGGCAACAGCUCUUGUUGCAGAUUUAUUCAUUUUUAUUGGUGUGAUAUAUAUUUAUUAUUAUCCUAUAACAUAUAUCAUCAAAAAUGGUAUUGCAACAGAAACAAUAGUUCCAUUUAAUAAUAAGAAUUGGUCCCUUUUUAUUGGUACAGCAAUCUUUACGUUUGAAGGUAUUGGUUUGUUGAUUCCAAUACAAGAGUCCAUGGCAAAACCACAUCAAUUUUUUAUCUCGUUAACCCUUGUUAUGGUUAUUGUCACAGUUAUCUUUAUAAGUGUUGGUUUAUUAUGUUACUGUGCUUUUGGAUCAAGUGUUGAAACUGUCGUUUUGUUAAAUUUUCCUCAAGAUAGUCCAUACACUUUAACUGUACAACUUCUAUACUGUUUGGCUAUAUUAUUAUCAACUCCAUUGCAAUUAUUUCCGGCUAUAAGAAUCUUAGAAAACUGGGUCUUCAAAAAGAAAGGAUCUGGUAAAUACAAUCCAAAGAUAAAAUGGGCUAAGAACUACUUCCGUUCACUUAUUGUCAUCGGAACAACUUGCAUUGCAUGGUCAGGUGCGAAUGAUUUAGAUAAAUUUGUGUCGCUGGUAGGUUCUUUUGCUUGCAUUCCAUUAAUCUACAUUUAUCCACCGUUACUGCAUUAUAAGGCUUGCAAGAUAAAUGGAUCUGCAAAUUUAGUACAAAACUAUCUAGAUAUUAUAUUGAUUCUAUUUGGUGUAAUCUUAAUGUCGUACACUUCAUUCCAAACAAUCCAACUUUGGCUAAGCUAA